Molecule: messenger RNA, 608 nt
Organism: Impatiens glandulifera
Lineage: Eukaryota; Viridiplantae; Streptophyta; Magnoliopsida; Ericales; Balsaminaceae
Exons: 3
Coding region: 61-306 (81 amino acids)
Source: RefSeq, a predicted model, not a curated record
GGGAAGGUCUGGUUUCCGAACUCAGGUUCUAGAGAGAGAGAGAGGACGAGGAAGGAGAAGAUGCCGCUGACUACGACGAUGAUUGGAGCACUACUGGGUGUAGGUACCCAGAUGUAUUCAAACGCCCUUCGCAAACUUCCUUACAUGAGACAUCCAUGGGAACAUGUAGUAGGCAUGGGAUUGGGAGUGCUUUUUGCCAACCAGCUAGUCAAAUGGGACGGCAAGCUUCAAGAAGACUUGGACAAGAUGCUCGAUAAGGCUAAGGCUGCUAAUGAACGCCGAUACUUCAAUGAGGAUGAGGAUUAAGAAUCUGGCAUUGUGGACGUGUCGACAUGAGAUUAGCCUGCUAAAAGUCUUUUUAUAUAAAUUGUUUGAUGCAUUUCUUAUGUUUUGGAUAAUAAUAUCAGGACAGACAUUCCAAAAUAAUUGGCCUUGUCAUCUUUCUACCAAAAAGACUUACCUGAAGGCAUACAGGAUUUGUAAAUUUUUGAUAUUUGAUAUUUGAAUGUUGAUUAUGGUGGUCAAUAGCCCCAAAGGUAUUCUCAAUUAAUGAUGGUUAAUAUCAAAGAAUUUGUGAUUGUUUGAGAAAUGACUUGUGAUUUGAUGCA